AUGGCCUUCCACAGCUCUGGUUUGAUGAGAAAGCCAGCGUGGCGUCCAUCGAUGCCGUCGUGCUCCCCGGUCUGUAUGGCUCUGCUUUCCCUCCUUCUUGCUCCAGCACUCGGACAGCUAGACCUCAACCGAUUGGAUGGUGAUACCGUCUGCCCACCAAUGAGGAGCGGACAAGAUGACCUUCCAGGUUUUGAUCUGAUCACCCAGUUCCAGCUGGAUGUGAUCCCUCUGAAAGGUGUGAGGAAGGUGGACGGCUCCACUCCCCUCCAGGUGGCCUACCGUCUCGACAGGGAGGCCAACUUCCAAAUUCCAACCAUGCUGAACUUUCCUCGUGGCUUCCCUGACGAGUACUCCUUCAUGGCGACUUUCCGCAUGAUCAAGAACACAGUGAACAAGGUGUGGAACGUCUGGCAAAUAGUGGACGAGGAAGGCAACAAGCAAGCCGGGCUGAGGCUGAACGGCGACCAGCAGGCGCUGGAGUACUUCCUGAUGGGCGCCGAUGGAAACCUGCAGACCGUCGCCUUCCGCGGCCUUUCUGUGCUCUUCAACACCAAGUGGCACAAGGUGAUGAUCGGCGUGGAGCGCGACCAGGUCACUCUGUAUGUGGACUGCCAGCCUGUGGAUCAGAAACCCAUCAAGGGCAAAGGCCCAAUCAACACAGAGGGAGACACUCUUAUUGGCAGGCUGGAUGCUGAUCCCGACGCCUCCGUAGUGUUUGAACUCCAGUGGAUGUUGAUUCACUGUGACCCAAAGAGAGCCCAGAGAGAGAGCUGCAAUGAGCUGCCUGCCACUGAGAUGUAUGCCAAUGCUGAGCCUGACAAAUCAGUCCAAGGCCCCCCUGGAGCCCCUGGCCCAGAGGGCCCUAGAGGGCCUGCAGGAGAAAACGGCCGAGAUGGAAGAGAUGGUCUUCCUGGUUCUCCUGGCAGUCCAGGUGUUCCUGGCAGCAAAGGGGAGCAGGGGGAGAUCGGUCUUCCUGGACAGAGAGGCCUGCCCGGUCUUCCAGGAGCUGCUGGCUCACCUGGCCCAAUGGGUCCCAGAGGGCCUGUAGGCGAGAGAGGACUUCCUGGCUUUCCUGGACCUGCCGGCCCUGCUGGCCCAGCAAGCGAAGGACCCCCUGGACCACCAGGAAAACCGGGAAUCCCAGGAGAUGAAGGAAACAUCGGGCCUGAGGGUGCACCUGGACCCAGAGGAGGACCUGGCAUCGCAGGGCCUCCUGGCCCUCCUGGUCCACCAGGGCCAGUGGGACCGCCUGGUGCCAGCAGUGAGGGAAGUGGGGAAGCUUGUCCUGCUGCCUGUCCUGCUGGACCACAGGGAAUGGCUGGGCUACCAGGGAUGAAGGGACACAAAGGUUUGCCUGGAGAGCCUGGAAAGGACGGAGAACCCGGAGAGAAGGGAGAAGCUGGAGCAGAUGGUCCUCAGGGGCCGCCGGGUCGCAUGGGAGAUGAUGGGCAAAGAGGACCCAUUGGAUUCCCUGGAACCACAGGAGAAAAGGGAGACAGAGGUCCUCCUGGUUUCAAUGGCGUCCCAGGACCCACCGGCCCACCUGGCGCUCCUGGUGUGGAGGGGAUCCGUGGACGUCAGGGUGUGGAAGGGCCAAAGGGCGAUGAAGGACCUAUGGGAGCUCAAGGAGAAAAGGGUCCUAAAGGGGACACAGGAGACGUUGGAGAGCCUGGCAAAGAUGGCUUGGAUGGACUUCCCGGAGUUGAUGGAGCAAAGGGAGAGCCUGGUACUCCAGGAGCUGUUGGCGUCAGGGGGAUUGUGGGUAUUCCAGGGCUGCCGGGAAAGCAGGGAGUAGUCGGACCCCCGGGUGCAAAGGGCGAGGCCGGUGCUGAGGGAGCCAUCGGACCAGUUGGACUUCCUGGAAAGACUGGUGAGCCUGGAAAUGCAGGAGAAGACGGGAAGCCAGGAGACAAAGGAGCAACCGGUGAAACAGGAAAACAAGGGCCAGUGGGGCCUGCAGGUCCUCCAGGCAUCCAGGGUGACAAAGGAGAUAAAGGUGACACUGGUGCCAAAGGCUUGAAGGGUCACACUGGGCACAAAGGUGAUCAGGGACCUAUGGGGCCAAUGGGACCAAAAGGAAGUCAGGGGGAUCCGGGUCUAGCAGGAGAACUUGGAGUCAAGGGAGACCAGGGCCCUCCUGGUGUUACUGGAAUCAAAGGAGAGCGUGGAGAGAAGGGCCAAAGAGGAGCUACAGGAGACGAAGGCCGACCGGGCCAGCCGGGCCAUGAGGGCUUGGCUGGUCCAAUGGGAGCUCGAGGACUGGAGGGAGAACCAGGCAUUCCUGGAUCACCUGGUCCCAGAGGUCUACCUGGUCCAAAAGUGAGUGAUGAGAAGCUUCGGGAGAUGUGCUCAGCUGUUGUUGAAGAGCAAUUGGCAGAGUUUAUGAAAGAGUUUAUGAAGAAGCCAGCGGCCAUUGGUGCCCCUGGUAUUCCUGGACCGGCAGGACCUCCCGGCCCCCCUGGACCAGCUGGAAUGGCAGGAGCAGCAGGAGCCCCUGGGCUGAAGGGUGUCAAGGGCCAUCCAGGCUUCUUUGGACUUCCAGGAGCAACAGGCAAGAAAGGGGAUGCUGGAGAAAAAGGAGAUAAGGGGGACAAGGGGGAGGACGGUGUAGGAAUCAAAGGAAGCCCCGGCGCUCCAGGUGCACCAGGUGCACCAGGCGCUCCUGGUAUUGGCAAGGAUGGCAAAGAUGGAGAACGUGGUGAGACAGGAAGUCCCGGUGUCCCAGGAGCACCUGGUCCUAGGGGACCUUCAGGGCCACCUGGGCUUUGUGAUCCAUCAACCUGCAUAGGCAGAAUUCCACCUUUAUAUAUGGUCAGCGGAAAGAAAUCGGCUGGCUACAAAAACCCAUGA
Molecule: messenger RNA, 2850 nt
Organism: Chelmon rostratus (copperband butterflyfish)
Lineage: Eukaryota; Metazoa; Chordata; Actinopteri; Chaetodontiformes; Chaetodontidae
Product: collagen alpha-1(IX) chain-like
Exons: 38
Coding region: 1-2850 (949 amino acids)
Source: RefSeq, a predicted model, not a curated record